Molecule: messenger RNA, 4903 nt
Organism: Octodon degus (degu)
Lineage: Eukaryota; Metazoa; Chordata; Mammalia; Rodentia; Octodontidae
Gene: Sdc3
Product: syndecan 3
Exons: 5
Coding region: 218-1255 (345 amino acids)
Biological process (GO): cell migration
Cellular component (GO): membrane; cell surface
Source: RefSeq, a predicted model, not a curated record
GCCUGGGGCCCGCGGGCUGCUGCUGCCGCCGCUGCUGCUGCUGCUGCUGGCCGGGCGCGCCGCGGGGGCCCAGCGCUGGCGCAGUGAGAACUUUGAGCGGCCCGUGGACCUGGAAGGCUCCGGGGAUGACGACUCCUUUCCCGAGGAUGAACUGGAUGACCUCUACUCUGGGUCAGGCUCAGGCUACUUUGAGCAGGAGUCGGGCAUCGAGACUGCUAUGAGAUUCAGCCCUGAAGUAGCUCUGGCCGUGUCCACCACCCCUGCAGUGCUGCCCACCACAGAUAUCCGGCCCGUAGGCACCCCUUUUGAAGAGCUCCCCUCGGAGAGUCCCACCCCAGAGCCUGUCACCAGUCCCCCAGUGGUGACAGAGAUUCCAGAAGAGCCCAGCCAGAGAGUCACCACUGUCUCCACCACCAUGGCAACCACCACUGCCACCACAGGGGCCCCGACCAUGGCCACAGCACCUGCCACAACGGCCACUGCCAUCCCCAGCACCCCUGCGGAACCCCCUUCCACGGCUACCACUGCUGUCAUAAGGACCACUGGCGCAAGGAGGCUUGUGCCUCUUCCACUGACCACAGCUGCCACAGCCCCGGCCACUACCCCUGCGGCCCCCUCAGCCCCCACCACUGUGGCUGUCUUGGACACGGAGGCCCCAACACCCAGGCUGGUCAGCACAGCUACCUCCCGGCCAAGGGCCCUUCCCAGGCCAGCUACCACCCAGGAGCCCGAUGUCCCUGAGAGGAGCACCUUGCCCCUGGGGACCACAGCCCCUGGACCCACUGAGGUGGCUCAGACACCAACUCCAGAGUCCCUCCUGACCACAGUCCGGGAUGAGCCAGAGGUGCCAGUGAGUGGGGGACCCAGCGGGGACUUUGAGCUGCCAGAGGAAGAGACCACACAGCCAGACACAGCCAAUGAGGUGGUGGCUGUGGGAGGGGCUGCAGCCAAGCCAUCUCCUCCAUCUGAAACACUGCCCAAAGGCGCCCACCCAGGCCCUGGCCUCCUGGACAAUGCCAUCGACUCGGGCAGCUCAGCUGCCCAGCUGCCCCAGAAGAGCAUCUUGGAGCGGAAGGAGGUGCUUGUAGCUGUGAUUGUGGGCGGGGUGGUGGGCGCCCUCUUUGCCGCCUUCCUUGUCACACUGCUCGUCUACCGAAUGAAGAAGAAGGAUGAAGGCAGCUACACCCUGGAGGAGCCCAAGCAGGCGAGUGUCACAUACCAGAAGCCUGACAAGCAGGAAGAAUUCUAUGCCUAGUGGAGCCUCAGUGCCUCCCUGCAGCCUCAGCCACCCUCACCCAGUUCCAGCCCAGCCUCACUGGCCCAGGCCUGGGACUGGGCCUGGCCCAGUUCUUCUCUGCCCUUCCUCCGUGGCCUACCAGCCUCAUGCAUUGCCCCCUGAGGAACAGGGGGUGCGGCUGGCUGCCCCGGACUGUGCCCUUACGAGCUCAUCUCUUGUCUCCCACCAGCCUGGGGCUCUGGGCCCUUACAUCAGUGGACAGGAGAAAGGAAGCUCCUGAUUGGCUGGUGGGAGAAGGGGAAGAGAUGGAGCCUGAGAUGGGCUGAGCCUCUGUGAAAUCCCAAAGGGCUGGCUCAGUCUCCUUUCUGGGUCAGAGAGGCCUGCAGGCUGGCUUCCAGGACCAACACAUGGCAAACUCAGCCCUUGAAAUCACCUAGACGAUGAAGCCUCAUUCCUGUCACAGGGCCUCUCUUUGCCUGGGUGAGAGGAUGUCCUUUGUCACCAGCCUGUUUUGUCCUGGCCUCCUGGGGGUUGUGGGACUGUUCUCCCCUCUCCUCUGCCCAGUGCACCUGUGCCCCAGGCUUUCCUUCCCCUCCACCAAGGACAUGGCUUCCUGAGAGUAUCAGGGCAGCCACCAGUGAGGACGGCCACCUGACAUACCUCCUUUGAGCGGGCUCUACACUGACACCACUCCUCAUUCUGUUAUACAUAUUGUCACUUGGUCAUAUAUGAGACAAAAUAGAGCAAUGACAGAAGCAUAUCCAGUGCUGACCACCUAACCCAUCCAGACAUGUCUCAGAUGUGUCUUCCAAAGAUGUGUGUCUUCAGGUGUUGCUUAACCAACUCUCCAGACAUCUCUGCAAUGCGAGUCACUAGUCGCAGCCACCUGAAUUGUGACAGGGUGGUUUGCUGCUCUGUCACCCCUCCGCAAAUUGACACACACUGCCACCUCAUCAUCAUAUUGAGCUCUUUCAGGCUCAUCGGAGAAGGCAGAAUUAUGUUGAACAGUCAGCCCAUAUUGGGUCUCAGUUGCCCUGCUAGCACUUGGUCCCACAUCAAGGUGCCCGCACCAGCCACAUUGCCACCCAUCCCGGCCUCGGUCAACAUGGCCCCAUGUGGGUACACAGCCCACACAACCCUGCACCCACCAGGGGAAGACCAGGGCACUUGCCUUUCCUGAAAUAAAGUGUGGUGUAGGGGGACAUUGCCACCAGCCCUCCCACGGCUUUGCACACCGAAAGGCCUGGCCUCACCCCUGGCUGCUUCCUGUCCCUGUCCCUCCGUGCCCACAAAGGGAGAAGUUCAGGGCCAGCCCCUACCCACUGAGAGCCCUGGGACUUUCUCCAAGACUGGAGAAAGGUGGGGUUGUGCCCUCCCAUUUGUCCCCAGACUGUGGGGGUUGCUUGGCACUCCCUGGACUAAAGGCCCUGCGUAGGGAGGGGCGAGUGGUCUGUCUCCUGUCUCCUGCAUCCUUUUCCUGCUGAGUUAGGGAGCUGAUCCUGCCUCCCAGGACACAAGUUUCCAAAGUGCCUGUGAGGGCUGGCCCUCUGCCUGGGCCCUCUGCAUCUGCAGCCCCCCACCCAGGCGUCUCCGGGGACGCAUGCCCACCCAUCUGACCCAACAAGUCUGCAGUUCUGGCUGCUGCGGUUGCAUGGGCCUAAUGCUGGAAGCAGCCCAUCCAGAUGCCCCAGGCCACAAGGGCAGAUAACUGAGAAACGAAAACAGCAAGGGGGUUGUGUCACAGGGCCCAAGCCUUCAUUCCUCUUUAUUAUUCUAGAGAGUGGGGCCAUUUUAUAGGUAUUUUAAAUAAGAGUCGCCAGUCUCCUUUUGGAAAGGGUGGCCUGGUGGGGGCUCCUGGAGCCGGGGGGACGUGGUGUAAAUUGUGACUAGUUGGCCCUCCCACCCCCACCUGUGACCCACAGCCCACAUCCAAGUCAGGAGCCUACCCCAGUUUUAUUUCUGUUUCCUUUUGAAGAUUCCCUGGCAGUGGACCUCUGCAGGGGAGGGGCAGGGUGCUGAGGCAGCAAGAGCCACGCUCGGAUCCUUGCCCACCUCAAAGCCCACCUUGUUGGGGCCUAGUUGUGUGAGGAACCAGCUGGCCAGAGCCUUUGAGGAAGGCCCGGGAGGGGAGGAGGCCCUGGCCCACAGGCCUUGGUGAGGGGGCUGGGCCUCCAUGGGCCCUGCGAACCCAGCCUCCCCUCCAUGGGUCCCUGGUAGGCUGCUGUCUCGGAUGGCAGCUCUGGUGAGAAGGCCUGGGCAGGCCAAGGCUGAGAAACCAGGGAGUGUGAAGGAGGCAGUGCUGGGCAGCCAGCCCUCAGGGAUGGUACCAGGGCAAAGGACCAGCAGUGGGCACAACUUCCAUGUUUGCCUGGAGGCCAGCAUGGGGUGGCCUUGGCUGGCCUGACUUCCUGUAGCGCAAGUGCUGACUUUGGACUUGGCCUCCUGGCACUGGCCCUCUUCUGUGUCCCUAGUCCUUGAGAGAGGUCAAGGGCCUUGUGCAUGGAGCCUUGGACCCAUGGCCAAGGCCCAGGCUUUAUAUUCAUGGAGUUCAAUGGUCUGCCUGGGCCAAGUCCUUCAGGCCAGUCAUUGAGUGGGGCAGGGAGCAGGGCAAUCAAAGAGCCCAGCCAAGGGCGAGCUGGAGCUCUCUACAGUGCAAUGGGGGUGUGGGGCCUGCCCCCACCCCAGGUACGGUGUGAAGUGUGCAGGGCCAGCCAGGUGGGCCCAUAGACACCAUAGUGCUCCUGGUAGGGUGUCCUGCGGGCCCUGGCAUUUCCUGAGAGCACAGCACAUUCCAAAGGAGAGGGAGCUUGUGUGGCUUGAGAACUCUCCUGGGCUUUGCCCACUGGAGGGCAAGGCAGGCUGAGCCGAGCUGGGGCAGGACUGGCCCCGGCUGUGCUGACUAGAGCCCAAAUUCGGUCUCUAGGUGGCCAGAGCCCUUGGGACUUCACCUGAAAAGCUGGUCCCCUCUAUCACUGGAAGAAUGUGGGCAGCAAAUGGGCCGCACAGGCUUGUGGCAGGGGCCUGGGGAGCUCAGGCCAGACCCUUGGGGUUGGCAAAGCCGCCUAUUAGGCCAGACUGGGAGUAGAGCCACCUUGGCCUCCCAGGCAGGAGUGGCCUUGGCUGUCCUGGCUUUCUUCUGUCAGUUGCGGCCUUGGCCUUGCCUCCCCGUGCCUCUAGUCUGUAAAUAGAAGCCUGCAAACUGUACAGAUUUAGAGAGGCCGAGACUGCGCCUGGAAGUCACCAUCGCAGGGCUGAAGGCCCAGCAUCCCCCAGGUGCCUACCUGGCCCCAGCGUGACGAAUGCAUGUAAAUAUUUCUCGUAGGCAGCGUGGCUCCAGAGAGCCCCUAAAGACAGUGUUCCCCCUCUGGUAAGUCCUUUCUUCUGUACAGAGCCCUCCCAGACCCCGGCCAGCAGUGGGGAGGAGCUCGUCCUUUCCUGUCCCUGGCCUUCCCUGCUCUCCCCCCCACCCCCAUGACCUCUUUAUUAACCACCCCUGUCCUGAGUUCAUGGCCAAAACUUUUAAUAAGGAGAAGUGGAGGAAAGACAGUGGAUACGGUGACCAAGGCACUGCCUGCUGCAGGUGUGUGCCUGGCCCAGCCUGGGGAAGGAACUGGUUUUGUUUUGUUUUUUUGUUUGAGUUUUGUUUUUAACAUUUCCCGUGCUGUG